Messenger RNA from Uloborus diversus, 564 nucleotides. RefSeq lists its product as uncharacterized. NCBI's taxonomy places the organism in Eukaryota, Metazoa, Arthropoda, Arachnida, Araneae, Uloboridae. The record is from RefSeq and is a predicted model, not a curated record. The transcript is spliced from 3 exons. The annotation marks the transcript as partial.
UUAAACACAUCUUGCUCAGUAUUUACUUCAGAAAUAAAAGCUAUGUUUUCAUCUCUACAAUCAAUAGCCCUAUUCGUUUACAAAAAGUGGGUGAUAUACACUGACUCAUCAUCCAGUCCUGCCAGAUCCGCAAACAUCAUGGUCGAUAAUAGUGUUCCUUUUGAUGAAAUUCAAAACGCAAUCUCUGAAUGUCUUAAAACACAUUGGCAGCGGACCUGGAAUCUUGAAACACUAAAUAAAUUACACUCGAUCCAACCAUCGGCUAAAGGUUUCAAAUCAUUACAACUUUCCAGAAGAGAACAAGUUUUAUUAAUUCGUCUUCGCAUCGGUCAUACCAGGUUCACCCAUAAAUACCUCUUAUGCCGUGAACCAGCUCCAACUUGUAUUAAAUGCAACGUCAACCAGACAGUGUUGCACAUUUUAUGCAACUGCCCAAAUUUUAAUCAUAUACGUUUUAAGUAUUUUAAUAAUUUUAACCCAUCUUUGAAGGAGUUGCUGGGGGAACCACCCCAUCGCAAUUUGUACCUCAUCCCCCGUGAGAUUGGUUUCUCCUUUUUAAUUUAG